AAAGCGGAAAAGCCAUGAUGUUUCCACUCCAUUUUCAUUACGAAGAUGUAUUACGUCAGGAUCUGUUGCUCAAACUGAAUCACGCCAAUGUUAUGGAAGUUCCUGGAUUGUUUGAAAUAAGAUUAGUACCAAAAGCUGCCUCUGAUUUCAGAAUCCAAUUUGGAAAAUUGGCUAUGGAGAUUUUGUGCGGUCAGAGAUUCAUACAGACACAAAGGGGCCCCUAUUUUCAAGCAGGAAAGUCGUUUCGAUCCAAUCCAUUCUUGGGGUCCGAAAAAGACACUGGAUAUGUCAGUGACUUUGCACGACAAAGCGUUCUCCGAGGGCAUGGAAUGUACCAUUUUUUGGUCAGAAUCUUUACAGUAAUGUCUAUGUUGGAUUCUCCGGUCGAAAUACGGGAAAACUCCAUCAAAUUCUUUAUGGAAACGGAGUUUUGCGAAUUCUCCCCGGAACUGGAAGAUCAUUUCGAGAUCUUCGAGCAUAUUCGAGGGUUCAAUGUGACUAUUGUCACUUCGGCCAAUACAAAAGAUGAGACUUUACUACUGUGGAGCGGCUUUUUGCUAAAAGAUGAGGGGGAAACUAAGUAAGAUGCCGGAGAAGCGACGAAAUAUACGAGAUCACAAACGUAGAUUGCUCGCGGCUAAAUAUGAAUUGAGACGAAAGCUUUCGAAUUUUGUAA
Messenger RNA from Triticum aestivum (bread wheat), 676 nucleotides. Its product is annotated as 60S ribosomal protein L5, mitochondrial. NCBI's taxonomy places the organism in Eukaryota, Viridiplantae, Streptophyta, Magnoliopsida, Poales, Poaceae. Gene Ontology annotation, cellular component: ribosome. Bases 15 to 584 code for a protein of 189 amino acids. Gene Ontology annotation, molecular function: structural constituent of ribosome. Gene Ontology annotation, biological process: translation. The record is from RefSeq and is a predicted model, not a curated record. The transcript has a single exon.